GUUUAUGAUGCUUUACAGUUUCUCUCGGUUACGUGAGCGUCUCAGUAUCUGUUCUCCCGCACCAAGUCCCAUAGAGAAAAUCCACGCGGAAACAGGAAGUGCUGGUUCAUUGUGUCACUUAUGUAAGUCUGGACGAAGUGUUUCAAACACUGACGUCACAGAAACAACACGUUUUAACUUCCUGAUGAAGGCAACAGUGGAUCAACAACUCCUGUGAUCGAUGUGAACUCGCUGGUUUUCUCUAUGGACUUUGGUUGCAUCUUGUCCACUGGUGGAAGGUCUGUACUUGGAGGAAGAAGACAGCAUGCUGCAGCUGCUGUGCACUCCCUCUCAGCACCGCACCGACAUAUUGACGUGGAUCUGCAGCAGUAUCAACCCACAUUUCACCACUUCCAAGGCGACGUCGGUCAGAUCCAGAGACGUGAAUGUUCUGAUGAAAGGUGACAUUUAUAAAGAAUUGGCCUUGUUUGGGCAGGAGCUGAUGCUGUGCAAAGCAGGGGACCUGGACCUGGUCAGGGGUGACGUGAGUCCCUGUCGCCAGCUUCGGUUCCUGGAGCAGCUUGUGUCGCUGCUCCCAGGCGAGAAGAAUUCUGCAGGUCAGAGAGUGGACGGAGAGCUGCUACUGAACGAACUCUUCACCGCAGAGAAUCUGCCUCACCUCACGCAAAUGCUCGAACCGACAUUCGACCCCUGGCCUGCACACAUCAAGGCAUUAUGCAAAGGUACCAAAUCCUCUGAUACGCCGAGCAAAGAAGAGGAUACUGAUGUUGCCGCCCUCCUUCAAGUGACUCAGUCAGCACUGGAGCAGCUACAGUCUGAGUGCGAGUUCCUGAAAGUAAAGGAGGAGAGUCCUGGCGUUUUCUCCCCCAGCUCAUUGCGCGUGGCGGCGGGCGACCUCCAGCAGCUGAUGGCUACUUUCAGCCACGUUUAUCAGACCGAUUUGAGGUCUUACUGCAACAGAGAACCUCCCAGCUUCAGCACAGAGACCGAUGUCUUCCAGAGAGUGCACCGACUGCUGCUGGCCUGCAACACGGAGUUGGAAAUGCUGAAUGAAGUAUUGGAAGCUUCUGCCUCCAUGAAGGAGGAAGUGAACUUGCUACAAACGCAGCCUCGAUACUGGAGGAGAGGAGACAAGCACACGCUACAGAACCAACUGACAGAACUUACAAAGCGAAAUCGAGAGUUUCUUUCCCUGAUUCGGUCGUGAUGGACAGGAGCUGAGACCAUCGGGCCGUAAAACACUCAGAACAACUCGGUAAUACUGAAGGCGGUCUCAUGUGUCCUUGAUGUUGUUGUCAAGAAUGUCAGACGAAUGUUGACCAGUGAGAGCGACACACUUCCUGCACAGCGUCUCUCAUCUCAACAAAGUCAGUGCAGAGAUAGGUGGUUUACAGCUGAUGGACUAAUUUAUAUUACCAGAAAUUAACAUUUGCCUUAACUUGUGUUGUCCUUUGAAAUCUUAAUAAAUCAAAGUAUUUUUUAAA
Messenger RNA from Solea senegalensis (Senegalese sole), 1484 nucleotides. It is a transcript of the gene haus7, whose product is annotated as HAUS augmin-like complex, subunit 7. Gene Ontology annotation, molecular function: microtubule minus-end binding. NCBI's taxonomy places the organism in Eukaryota, Metazoa, Chordata, Actinopteri, Pleuronectiformes, Soleidae. The record is from RefSeq and is a predicted model, not a curated record. Gene Ontology annotation, cellular component: HAUS complex. The transcript is spliced from 10 exons. Gene Ontology annotation, biological process: spindle assembly; centrosome cycle. Bases 305 to 1207 code for a protein of 300 amino acids.